Molecule: messenger RNA, 1059 nt
Organism: Panicum hallii
Lineage: Eukaryota; Viridiplantae; Streptophyta; Magnoliopsida; Poales; Poaceae
Exons: 5
Coding region: 150-722 (190 amino acids)
Biological process (GO): maturation of 5.8S rRNA
Source: RefSeq, a predicted model, not a curated record
GCCGCAUACCCCCAUGUGUUGUUCUCCUCGUGCUCCGCCUCGCCGACGGCUCCGCAGAGCCGCGAGCCCACUAAACCCUAACCCUAGAUUAGGGGGGCUGAGAAGGGAGUGGGGAGGAAUCGAACCGGCGGCUUGCGGCGGCGGCGGAGAUGGCGGCUAAGCGGGAGAUCUCGAGUACUCUGAGGAACCUAAAGUUUAUGCAGCGCGGCGCGGCUGCGCAGAAGGUGGAGGAGAAGGCCAAGGUGGAGGUGCAGGAGGAGGUGGUAGUGGCGUCGAGUGGAGGUUCCGGCUCGUCGGCUCAGGUCGCUAGGAAGUGCAUAGUUAUCAUGGAGGGCAAUCCGCAUCCAGGUGCUGUGAAGGGUCGAAUGUCAUUCCAAAACUUCAAUCCGUCCAUUGAUAAACUAAAUGAAGAGGCCAGAGGUGACCGUGAAUCAGAAUCAGCUUCGCCUAGUAACCAUCAUCAAGAUAGUGCAAACUCCAGCAGAGGGGAUGAAGUUCCAGGAUCAAGAUUUAGAGGUUUCGACAUUGAAAGUUCAGAAAGCAUAUCUCUGAAUGAACUGAAGAGGAAAGAGCCUGAACUUGAUAUGGAAACACCCUCUGAUAACCCACAAAAGACCAAUGUUGAUGGUAGGACAUCUUCGCAAAGCAAUGGCCGUGGAUCGCACAAGUCAAACAAGCGUGAAAAAAAGUAUGACUUCAAUCAUCUCAGACAAAAGAAAUAAAAAUGAGGUUCUAGUUACCAUGACCAUGACUAGCUCUUGUACCCCAUUUGUAGUUGUACUGGGUUGGCCAUUUGCCCUGUUCUGUGGAUUAUAUCUGGAGUGCUGGUAACCAUGCCGUGGCGCUCCUGUUCUUAACUAGUGAGGUCUGAGAUGCCUAGCAUUAUCUUUUCUGGUGAUGUAUUGUUUUACUCCACUACUCUGUUGUAGUGUUGUAAGAUGAGUUCUGCAACAGUAGCAGCAGCAGUAGCAAAUACAAUUUUGCCUAUGCCUUGUGUCAGCGUGUAUUAUUGAUAUCAGAUGGUAAUGUUCAAAAUGGUACUGCAGCUUCAUUUGAUUA